Drosophila innubila is the source of this 2380-nucleotide messenger RNA. RefSeq names its product cdc25-like protein phosphatase twine. Gene Ontology annotation, biological process: protein dephosphorylation; positive regulation of G2/MI transition of meiotic cell cycle; G2/M transition of mitotic cell cycle. The record is from RefSeq and is a predicted model, not a curated record. Gene Ontology annotation, molecular function: protein tyrosine phosphatase activity. NCBI's taxonomy places the organism in Eukaryota, Metazoa, Arthropoda, Insecta, Diptera, Drosophilidae. Gene Ontology annotation, cellular component: nucleus; cytoplasm. Bases 370 to 1695 code for a protein of 441 amino acids. The transcript is spliced from 2 exons.
AAAAUUAUAUUUUAAAAAUAAAGACUAAAAUUGAGUGUGGUGAGUUUAUAAUCAGCUGACACGCAGACAAUGAAAGUUCAAGAUCAAAUUAAGGUCCACCUCUAACGCGCUCUGUUUACCAUUGUGCGUACGUGUGUGUGUGCGAGUGUGGGAUGAGCGGGAAAUGAAAACGGCGGCAAUCGGACAGAGAGAGAGCGCGAAAAUCAGGAACAAGCACAAAAUUCCAAUGAAAAAAAAUUCCGCCAAUUGAGAUUUAAUGAACAACUUGCCAAUUUUAAAAGUCGAAAUCUAACAAAUUGUUAAUAAAUAUAAUAACGAUCGCGAUUGCCAACUGAGAGAGUGAGAGAGACUGAUCGAAAUUGGAUCGAUAUGGCAAGUAAACGGCUGAGUUUGAUGCUGGGGGAGGAUGAGCAGUUGCUGGGAGAUCAGCAUGGCAUAGAUAAUCAGGAGAACAUUGAUCCCAGUUCGGCAAAGCGUUUCAAGAGGCAUGCGAAAUCGUCAGUGGAGUCGCCAUUGCAGCGCAUGUUGCAACGUCAACUGUUCAGCAACUCUUGCAACUUGUCGCCAAUCACAGAGUUGUCGCAUAACAUGCGGGACACACUGUUAAAUGGCGGUGGCGGUGGCACUCCCAAAUCCAGCAUGUUGCGGAAAUCCAGCUACAACAGCGUCUCGUCCUCCAGCUACGAUUCGGGCAACUCUCUGGAUGAUGAGUAUAUGGCCAUGUUCGAGCUGGAAGCAUUUGAGCAAAUGCCGGAGAAUAAGCUGCCCGGGGAUCUGGAUGCCUUGAUCAGUGGCCAAUUGAAGACUACUAAAGAUGAGCUUGUGCCUACAGUGAGCACUCGCUCGGUGCGACGUUGUCUCAGCAUGUCACAGCAGGAGUCACUCGAUAUCACGCCCAUUCGGCCCACCCAUAACAACAACAACAACAACAAAUUGAAGUCGGAUUCGGAGGCACCAGUUAAUCAAGUGAUGCGUAAGUCCAUGUCCAUGAGCAAUGUGGACAUACUGACCGCUCUGGGGGAUGAACCCGAGCUCAUUGGUGAUCUGAGCAAACCGUGUGCUUUGCCCGUACUCCUCGCCGGAGUGCGACAUCGCGACCUGAAGACCAUCUCCUGUGACACUCUGGCGCGUCUGAUGCGCGGCGACUUCUCCCAACUGUCCGCCAAUUACAAGAUCAUUGAUUGUCGCUAUCCCUAUGAGUUCGAUGGAGGUCACAUCCGUGGCGCCCUCAACUUGUACACGCGCCAGCAGAUCAAGGAGGCCUUUCCCACCACAACGGGGAUGCAGUCGCAGGAUCAGCGUAGCAUCUAUGUGUUCCACUGUGAGUUCUCCUCGGAACGUGGCCCGAAGUUGCUUCGUUUCCUGCGCAACAACGAUCGCAGCGAGCACACUCAUGAUUAUCCCACAUUGUCCUAUCCGGAGCUAUAUCUGCUGCACAAUGGCUACAAGGAGUUCUUCAGCAGCCAUGCGAAUCUCUGCGAGCCCUCGAACUAUGUCCCAAUGCUGGCCCCGGCCCACAAUGAGGAGUAUCGUCUGUGUCGCGCCAAGACCAAGUCCUGGCAAUGUGGCGAUAGCGAUGCUGGUGACAGUGGUAUCGGUGGUGGUGGUGGUGGUGCAUCUGAUGGUUCAUCUUCGUCUUCGACACGUUCCCGCAUCCUGUCUAAGUCACGCUCUCGUCUCCUCUACGCCGAGUGAUUGAACCCACUUAACUUGCCCCUAAUCUCUAUCUAGAGUUAAGUAGCUUUAAAAUUUAACCAAAGGACGCAAAUUUUUAGUUUCGUUUCGUUGUCCAAUGGAUUUUCAUGUAUUUUGUUUGAAUUAUUUUUAAUUUUCCGCAUUUAGUGUUGACAGUUCGACAAACUAAAAAAAACUAGUGUUUCCAAAAAAUCCUCUAGUCAGUGCUAAAAAAAAUUUCGUGAUUAAUUGGUUCAGUUAAUUCAUUUAGUUUAACGUUGAAAUUUUCUCUAGUUCUAAUUAUAUUAAUUAUUAUAAUUAUAAUUUUAAGUAUAUUAAAAAAAAAAAAGAAUAUGAAGAACAAAUGAAAUCCCCGAUAUUAGGUAUAUAACUGUGUAUAUGUUUGUUUAUAAUUUAUUCAAGUUAAUUAUUCAAAUAUCUGUUUGUAUCAAUGAAAAUUCUCGAAAUAACCUUGGAAGAUUAUAAAAAAAACCUAGUUUUAGCACUCACUAUAAUUUAAAUGAUUGCUGCAACAGAGUAAACCUCAUUUUGAUCCUUCAAAUAUCGGUUGUAAAGCUGAGAAGUUAUCGAUUUUGUUUCUAAGUGUACAUUUUAGUUAAUAUUAUAUUGGAAGUACUUAUAAAAGAAGAAAUCUAUAAUUAAAAUCGCAGUCAAGUUUUAGAAAGAUUCACUGUUAUUAAUUACU